CACUCACACAGGAAGCAUCAGCCUCCACCUGAUCAUGCAGACACAAAGAAACAGGAGAGGAUAUAUACAACACUUCAUAAACUGUAAGCAUCUGUGGCUGAAUGAUCUGAAAAAGCUCGCUCAUGACUUGAAGAACCCGUAUCUCCUAAAACAAAACGUCCCUGAAUACCCCCGACCCGAGUUUCACGUGUCUCACCUGAAACACGACACAGAGCGAGGGGCUUUAUGUUGGAUCAGGACAGACCGCGGCUUCAAGGAUCCUCACAGAGGCUUCAGGGAUCCACACAAAUGGUCCCUGGUGUGGUGGAGUCUGGCUGUGGGACCCGAGGAGAUCCAGGCGGCCGAGACGAGGCUCCUGGAGAAGACCUACCCAAACCGGACGGAGGAGCAGGCUGCGAAGCAGCAGAGCUUCCUGUGGAGAUUUGCCUCCUCUCCGGCCUUCAGUGAGAAGUCCAGGUAUGGAUCGUACCGCUUCACCUUCCCCCUGCAGGACGUGCUGACCGCCUACAGCAAGCAGUUUUGCUUCGGAGCUCCGCCCAUCAUGAGAGUGUUCAGGACCUGCCUGUUCAAAAAGAAAGUGCAGUACUCUGUGUUGGUCCACAGCCCAGCCAAUCGCGAGCUGUUCUCCGAGUUUCCAUUACUUCCUGGUAAUGACCCGAACGCUGUCUGCGCGUACAGAGACGGGCGCUUCAUCUGGCGGUCGGAGGCCAUGUGUGAGACGCACAGGUACGAGCUGAUCCACAGACCUGAUGCAAGUCAGAUGGACUCUCUGGAGCUGUUUGGACAGCCUGAGUUUUAUCUUUGGGAUAAUGUUGCCGUCGCCCUGCAUGUGGAGAACGGACAGGUACUGAAGUUUGAUUCUGACCAACUGAGAGAGAACCUGAAAUUCUGUGAGCCAGACAGACCCACAAUCACACCCAACUUCUAUUUUGAUCAUUUUGAAAAUGCUAAAAUCUUGGUUAACCAAUUGUGGCCUGACUCAGACUCCCUGCUGGAGGAGGAGCCUUCACUCGAGCUCAGUUUCAAAGCGCUCUUUCUUUCCAUGAGAAAACCAAAGAGGAUUAAAGACUUUACUGAAGUUUGAAGCCUGCCUGCAGUGAGACGACGCCUCCAGUUUAAACUCUGUUUGUUUGCUGUUCUGUAUUUUAGACCAACCAAGCGUAUUGUUUGAUAGCGGUGUGGUCACAGCUUUAGAAAAGGCGCAUUCAUGGGGUUUGAACCUAUGAAAUCAUACUUUGUUGUGUUGUUUUAACCUUUGGUGAGAUAAGAAAGGUACGCUCCUUUCUCAGAGUGGGUGGAGCAUCACAGUGCUGCACCUGAAACCACAGCAGAGGUCGGUGGUGUCGGUGUGACGGGUGGAUUUAUGUGACGUGUUCAUGUACCCAAAGUUUAAUGUGAGAUAUUUCUGUAUUUUGCAUUGACAAAGUGAAAGCUGUUUUUGUUUUGUAUCUGAAACACAAAGAUGACUUUAUUCAUUUAUUCAUGCUUUGAUCCAAACAGGUUUAAACCUGAUUUUUGUAAAGAACACGCUCUUCUCUGUGGAGACGCUGACCAGAAAUAAGUCAGCCUGUUGGGUAAACCCUUCAACAUUUCACCUGUACAAAAAUUACAUUGAUGUUACCACACGUCAUUC
Messenger RNA from Oreochromis niloticus (Nile tilapia), 1633 nucleotides. RefSeq lists its product as uncharacterized. The coding region runs from base 35 to 1084 and encodes 349 amino acids. Lineage: Eukaryota; Metazoa; Chordata; Actinopteri; Cichliformes; Cichlidae. The record is from RefSeq and is a predicted model, not a curated record. The transcript has 5 exons.